Anastrepha obliqua is the source of this 2841-nucleotide messenger RNA. Its product is annotated as claspin. The transcript is spliced from 10 exons. Gene Ontology annotation, biological process: mitotic G2 DNA damage checkpoint signaling; activation of protein kinase activity; mitotic DNA replication checkpoint signaling. Gene Ontology annotation, molecular function: anaphase-promoting complex binding. The record is from RefSeq and is a predicted model, not a curated record. Bases 99 to 2756 code for a protein of 885 amino acids. NCBI's taxonomy places the organism in Eukaryota, Metazoa, Arthropoda, Insecta, Diptera, Tephritidae.
CGUUAGUCGAGUACGGCGGGAAAUUUACCGAUUGCGCAGGUAAAUAGAAUAAUAAUAGUAAACAUUUUUAAAUACGUGCAUUAGACAUUUUUAUUACAAUGGAGGAAACUGUGGUAGAUGACACCAUGCAAAAAGAUAAUACGCAAGAAUUGAAGAGUUUAAAAAACAAUGAUCUCCGAAACGAGUCUGAACUGAUACAAAGUACCAUGUCGGAUAUAGAUGAAAUUGCUUCCAGAGAAAAUUGUAUUAAAAAUGCCAAUUUUGAAGAAGUUGAAGACAAUAUUGAAAAUGAAGGAAAUAUGAACGACAAAUUGCACAAUCGAUCUACACAAAAAGAUAUGCAAACAUUACAAAGUCAACAACAGCGAUUACAAAGGGAAGCUCAGUUUAGCAUUCCGUAUCACAAGCCAAAAAAAUAUACACUGCAAGAAUUUCUAAGCCGCCGCAACAUCAUAAAACCAUCUGGAAUUAUCAAUGAAAAGUAUUCUUCCGGCGCCUUUGGAAAAUCAAGAAAUUUGAAAAUGACCAGAGAAGAACUAGCGAUUUAUUCUCAACUAAUGGAGGAUAGAGCGAAAGAGGCAUCUGAAUUUUUCAGACCUGAAAAUACUGACAAUUCCAACAAAACUGAAUACGGAAAUGGCGAUAACAAUAAUCUUAUAAAGAGUGCGCACAAAAACUUAAUUACAGGCGUUCAGAAAGAAAUCAAAGAACCAGAAACUACUGAUAUAAAUGAGAGUGAAAAAUGCAGGGACAAAAAUGUUAUAAUAACUGAAAUUUUAGAACUUCCAAAAUUGGAUCUAAAAGACGUAGCUAAGGACCUUAAUUUAAAGACAAUUGUCAAUCAACCAGUGUUAUCCAAAGAAAAAACAGCAUUUUCAUUAAGUUCAAAUACAUGUAUAUCUGGUAUUUUUAAAGAAAGUCCUACUUUAAAAGACGAUGUAGAUAUUUCAUUCGAUUUUCUUUCGAAUGGGAAGGAAGAUCCUAAAUCAAUUAGCGGGGCUAAUAGUUUGCUGGAAAGACUUAUGAAAACGAACCCUUGUCAGAAACCUGCUAGGGAAUCCAUUGGAUUACUCAGUCCUAAAUGUAAUUCAAAAGCACUUUUAAAUGGCAGUGACGCUUGUUUGAGUAAAAAACCAGGAGAAACAUUUUUAAAAUUGAAAGACAACUUGAAAUCAAUUAUUAUGGAAAAACGUAGAGAAGAAAUGAAAAAACGGCAAGAGGAAGAUAAUGCCAAAAAUUCAUUUUGUGAUACAGAUGAAGAUGGAACAGAUGUUUCCACAGAAUUAGGCGAUAAAAUAUUGCCUGCAAGCAGUGAAAAUUCUGAAUCUGAAUCUGAUUUUGAACUCGAAAAUAAUGAAAACGACGACAAAGAACUUUCAAUUUAUCAAAGUCAAAAUACCCAAGUUGAACCGGAAAAAGAUGAAGAUGAAGUAGACAUUAAAAGGCGAAUAGUAUUUCUGUCUGAUGAUUCUGACGAGUCCCAACAACUUAGCCCGCCGGCGAUAAGUCAAGUACCUGAAACUCAAAUAUGCAAUCUAGAAGACGAAACGGAUAAAAUAAUAAAUUUGUGUUCUGGUACUUUCGAAACCCAACCUGUUGUGCCGAAUGAGGAUACAACUGAUAAUAAAAUCAUUUCAUCAAAUGAAGAAAACUCUCCACUUUCUGAUUGCGAAAGGAUAAGAACAAAAAGAUAUACUAAAAAGAUAAAUAAGUCUAAAAUGAAAUUGGGGUUUUCCGAUGAUGAGGCUGAGGAGUCCGAUGAUGAGGCUGGAGAGUCCAGUGAAGCUAUGGGAGUGGACAGUUCACCCAAAAAUGAUAACCUACCCGCUACAUAUAUUGAUUAUGACUCCGAAGAAAAUGAAAUAACGGUGGAGUUGACAAAACAAGACUGUUUAAAGAAAGCUGAGACCUUUUUUGAAAAGGAAGCAGAACUUUCGGAAUCCGAUUGGGGAAGCGCAGAUGAAGACGAAAAAAAUUUGGAUCAGUACGACAUUGAACUAGGAGACGAAGACGAAUUUGAUAAAGAGGAAGUGAGAGCUGAAUUGGGAAAAAUACAUGCGCGUAAAAUGUUAGAUGAUGAUAUUCGGCAAGUAAAUAAAUUGCAAGAAAUUCUCCUUGAGGACGAAGAAGAUGACUCUGCUCGACGACAACGUAAAUUUAGAUGGAAAAAUUUUGACACCGCGUUUAACCUUGAAAUAGAUCAAAACCAAUUAACGGAUACCAAACCCGAAGAAGGCAGUGAUGAUGAAAACGAGCAUUUAUGGAGAAAAAUACGGUUUGAACGGGAGCAAGCAAUAAAAAAUCAGUCUUUGAAUGAAACUUCUUUAGAAGCAACUGUAUCAGUAGCAACUCCCAAAACAAGUGAUAUUAAAAAUCUUACAAUUGUAACUGCAUCGAAAUCUAAAAUUGAAGAAUCUGAAGAAAAGGAGAAAUCUCAGUUUUUAAUAUCAAAGGAGCUUAUCAAAGUUGAAAGUGCAAAAGCGAGGAGCUCGUUUUUAUUACGGAAUAAAAAGGCAUUAACAAAAACAAUUUGUUCUGUUAAAAAUGGAAGCAAUGAUGUAAACACAUCACCUGAUAAAAUUGGUGUCAAAACAAUAAAUACCAACAAAUUUGUUUUCACUACGUUAUCUUUUGAAGAAAAGCAGACUCUAAAAAGGAAGGCCGAUGAUAUAAAUGACGACAUCGAUGUGAACAUAAUAAAAAGAUCUAAAAGCGAAAAAAGAAAGAGUGAAUAUUUAAUAGACAAACUAUUGUAAAUCUUGGUUUUAUUCAUAACAUUGCUUAUAAUAAUGGAAUAUUUAAGAAAAUACUUGCAAUAAUGAACACAUUUUAUUAAAAUUA